AUGAACAACAACAAGAGAUCGAAACUCUCGACGGUGCCCUCGAGCAGGCCCAUACGGGUAGGGUUUGUAGGGCUUUCGAGCGGGAAAGGAUGGGCGUCGAAGACACAUUUUCUGGCGAUCCAGCAGCUUUCGUCGCAGUUCCAGAUUGUUGCGAUGUACAAUUCGACGGUGGAAUCGAGCUUGCACACGAUCCAGAAGUUGCAGUUGAAGCAUGCGACGGCGUUUGAUUCGCUAAAGUCGUUUGCGCAAUGCAAGGAUAUCGAUAUGAUAGUGGUUAGCGUGAAGGUGCCGGAGCAGCACGGGAUUGUUCGGAGUAUACUGGAGCACUCUGUGAACAACUUAAACUUACGGUAUUUGUAUGUGGAGUGGGCGCUAGCGGCGAAUAUCGAGCAAGCGGAGGAGCUCUAUGCGCUAGCGCAAAAAAGGACGAACUUGCAGACGGUGAUUUGUCUCCAGGGCCGGAAGUCGCCGUAUAUUGUGCGUGCGAAGGAGUUGAUCAGCGAGGGGUGCAUCGGGGAUAUUAACUCGAUCGAGGUGUCUGGGAAUGGGGGUUGGUACGGGUACGAACGGCCCAUGCGGUCGCCUGAGUACUUGUACAACGUGGAAGGUGGUGUCAACUUGGUUUCCAACUCGUUCGGCCACACGAUAGACGUGUUACAGUACAUCACAGGAUCAUAUUUCCGCAAGAUCAACGCAAUGAUAUCAAACAAUAUUCCGACACAGUGGCUUCUCGACGAAAACGGGAAACGAACCAAGGAAACCAUCUCGAAAACGUGCCCGGACCAUCUUUUGUUCCAAGGAGUGCUCGAGCAGGGGCAAGUGCCCGUCUCGUGCUCUUUCAAGGGUGGUACCCCGGCCAAAAAAUUCACCAAGAACCUUGUCAUAGACAUUCACGGCACCAAGGGCGACUUGAAGAUAGAGGGAGACGCCGGUUUCGUAGAAAUCUCAAACCUAGUGCUCUAUUUCUGCGGUGUCAAGAACGGCAAUGGCAAUGGCAAUGGCAAUGGCAAUGGCAAUGGCCCAACUGCCACUGCAACCACUACUAAUAGUACGUCUACGCCGACACGCAAGGUAUCGCCCACUCCGUCAGGAUCGCCUCCAGAUGAAGAAGAAACUAUGGAGGUGUUCCACCUCAGAAACUACAAUAGCGUUGUAGGCAACAUACUAAGAAUUUACGAGUCCAUCGCAGACUUCCACUUCAGAGGAAAACCCGGCUCAAAACCGCCCAGGGGUCCAGACGACUUGUUGUUGAGCAGCAGGUUCGAAAGGCAGGGAUUCAGAUUUGAAGGUUUCCCGACUUUCAAAGACGCAAUUAUAUUACACCGUCUCAUAGACGCAGUCUUCAAAAGCGAUAAAGAAUCAAGAACCCUUGAUGUGUCGGAAAUAACCAUCUAA
Molecule: messenger RNA, 1395 nt
Organism: Kluyveromyces marxianus DMKU3-1042
Lineage: Eukaryota; Fungi; Ascomycota; Saccharomycetes; Saccharomycetales; Saccharomycetaceae
Gene: GAL80
Product: transcription regulator GAL80
Exons: 1
Coding region: 1-1395 (464 amino acids)
Molecular function (GO): nucleotide binding
Source: RefSeq, a predicted model, not a curated record